Penicillium subrubescens is the source of this 1032-nucleotide messenger RNA. RefSeq lists its product as uncharacterized. The transcript has a single exon. The record is from RefSeq and is a predicted model, not a curated record. Lineage: Eukaryota; Fungi; Ascomycota; Eurotiomycetes; Eurotiales; Aspergillaceae. Bases 1 to 1032 code for a protein of 343 amino acids.
AUGGCAGAGAUCUCUGGUCCGCCCACUACUGGCGUUAAACUAGACAACGAGGGCGAUUGGCACCUAUGGCUAUCAGCUAUCAAGAAUAUUGCCCUCGAAGCACAGAUCUGGCAGUAUAUCAAUCCCCGACUGCCGACUGAACCACUAGAGCCUACUGAGCCAAUAAAACCGACGGCCGAGCAGAUCACUGGCGACCCUACAGCAACGGUUCAUUCGCUUAGUCAAGCUAAUCUAUCGCGUUAUUCAACGCUACUCACAAUAUAUCAGACCGAGCGUGCCGAAUAUCAAACGUUCUUACGAGCCCGCCAGCGAAUCAUCAACGUGAUCUACGCAAGUGUGACCCGAUCGAAUCAACACUAUCUCGCCGGCCUACACACGCCCUAUCAGCAGCUUCGAAAGCUUCGGACGAUCUUCGCCCCGUCACCCCGGCUCUAUACACAGCGACUUCGUAUGAUCUGGCGAAGUCAUCUUGAUUCAGCCAAGAAUAAGUCGAGUAAUAAGCAAGCGUGGCUUACACGAAUCGAGGCCCUCUAUAACGAAUGCGUUAAUGCGAACGUUCCGGAGGUUCUUAAUACGGAUGCGUUGCUAUACGAUUUCUUGACGGCAAUUCGUAUCGCUGGAUAUGAAAACUUCUUCCAGACCUGGUUUCAACAGAUCUUUGUGAAUAACCAGGAUAUCGAUUUCUACCGCCUCGUUCAUCACUUUCGUGAGGCUCAACGGGUAGAGGCUACUCAGUCAAAUGCCUCUGGUAUUGCCUUUGCUGCUACGUUAAACGGUCAAUCAACCCAAUAUCCUCGCAAUCCUUGUGUGUGUGGUGGCAACCACUCAUAUAAGCGGUGCUACUAUCUUAACCCUACGACUCGCCCUGCUGGCUGGCAACCACGGCCAGAAACAAUAGCUAGUAUCAACAAUAUCCUUGCUAAAGAUUCUACUCUGGUUGAGCGAAUCAGAAAGGUUUUGCCAAACCUCAAGGGCCCUGCCUUUGUAGCGUUUACUGAUAUUGAUAUCGCCACUGAGACCAUCACUUUUUAA